AUGUCCAAGCCAAACAGACCACAUCCAGGUCCAAAGCCACGGAGCUGGGACCAUCCAAAAUGUCGAGCAAAGCGUCGUUAUGCAAAAUAUCGCCACAAACCACCACUUAUCCUUUCUCCACCACUCCCGCAGUCCUCUGCGAAUACUAUACAUCUCCGUCUUCUCUUCCGCGUACCCAUAAAAGACUGUCCCGCCCCUGAUUUCCUUUUUGAUCCGUUCAUCAAGCUGUUUCUCGCGAAGUAA
Molecule: messenger RNA, 243 nt
Organism: Bipolaris oryzae ATCC 44560
Lineage: Eukaryota; Fungi; Ascomycota; Dothideomycetes; Pleosporales; Pleosporaceae
Exons: 1
Coding region: 1-243 (80 amino acids)
Source: RefSeq, a predicted model, not a curated record